This is a messenger RNA of Styela clava, 1858 nucleotides long. Its product is annotated as rhomboid-related protein 4-like. Gene Ontology annotation, molecular function: serine-type endopeptidase activity. The record is from RefSeq and is a predicted model, not a curated record. Gene Ontology annotation, cellular component: membrane. NCBI's taxonomy places the organism in Eukaryota, Metazoa, Chordata, Ascidiacea, Stolidobranchia, Styelidae.
CGUAUUUCAAUAUAUUUUAAUUUUAUAUUGACUCCGUGCAGAACAUUCCCGGGAAUUCCCCUAAUUGAAAAACAAAUAAAGUGGAACCAAAGUCACUUUGAGUGGAACAAACCUUAUCAAAAUCGUAAGGACACGUCUCCCAAAUUAAAGUUUAAUGCAUUGCACCAGAGGGUUGAGAAGUGGAUUACUACUGGUAUAAAUUGAGCUAUAAGUUCGAAUAUACAGAACAGAACUGAAUUCGUGUUGCUACAUACAGAGCUGACGAAUCAAAGUACUCGAGAAAGAACUGCUUCAAGUACCGGGUACAGUGCUACGGAUUUAUCAAAGAUUGAAAGAUUAGUGUACAUCACCUGAAAAAUAGAAAACUCUAUCGUAGACUUUUAUUAUUUCACCAUCUGACAUUAGGAUUAAACAUGUUUGGUAGAAGAUCACAUGGACGUUCUCAAAUGGGCGUGUUACUAUUGAUUUUCCAAUUAUUUCAAAUUGGAAUGGACAGAAUUCCUCCAACAACUCUCGCAACCGUUGCACUAAAUGUUAUCAUUCAUUUGAUGUACAUACCAGAUUUCACAUGGCAAAGUGUUUGUAUCAGUGUGAGAGAAGUUUGGUAUGCUCGUGACUAUUCUAGACUGCUGAAAGGUGCAUUUUUCCAUGGUGAUGACUGGCAUUUGUAUUUCAACAUGAUAUCAUUUUUAUAUAAAGGAUUAUACUUGGAACGCAUUGUUGGUUCUGCUUGGUUUUUAUACAUGAUCGGAGUAUUUACUAUAUGUACAAAUUUGAUAUUGCUCUAUUUGAAUUAUGCGUUGGCAUAUCUUCUUAGCGACAUGUCAUAUCUUCAUCAAUGUGCUAUUGGAUUUUCUGGAGUAGUUUUUGCUGUCAAAGUUGUCACUACUUACAUGGCGCCAACUGGCACAGAACGACUCAUGGGUUUCAUUCCAGUUAAUUCUAGAUAUGCAUGCUGGUUUGAGCUGGUACUGAUUCAGUUAAUUGUACCCAAUGCCUCAUUUACUGGCCAUCUUGCUGGUAUUCUUGUUGGACUUGCAUAUGUAAAAGGACCAUUGAAAUGGAUCAUGGAACUGCCAGUUAGUCCAUUUCGUAUGAUAUCAAAUAGGAGUCGCCAGCCUACAUACAGGUAUCAUUCAGGGACAACACGUGGGGCCGAUGAUAAUGACUAUGACAGAUAUACAGGUGGUAUGGAUGAGAGUGAACAAAUUAGAAAAGCAAUGGAGGAAAGCAUGCGAACUGGACACAACCGGAUAUAUCCAGAUUUAGACGGUCCUGGGUAUGUGCAUCCAACAGCCCCACCUGAUCAUUUUGAAUCAACUGCUCCACCUUAUGGGUGGAAUAUUCAGUCAGAAGACUCGCAUCAAGAAGAACUUCGCAGGAGAAGGCUUGCUAGAUUCGAUAGAUAACAAUAUUUCUUUGAAAAAUACGAAACUCCACAUGUCACAUAGUGUGCAAUGAUCUGUUGGAAACAUAUUUUUCAUAGCUGAUUGAAUAGUUUGGUUUAUAUUUUGUGGUAGCCACAAAUAGAAAUCGUUUGUGGUUCAAAAAAUGUCAAGUCACUAAUUCUAUUCUGUUAUUGUUGGCUUUUUGUAGGAAUAUUAUAAUUCUAUGAAGCUCCAAUAGUUAACUGACAUUACACCAUCAUAUAAUUGUUAAUAUUAUUUCUCACCAAUCUUGCAAGCGGGACAAUGUGUAUGUUAUAUCUUAUAAAAUUUAUUUACACCAGAAUUUUAAUCGUAUAUCACAAGUAAUGCUGCACCAGUCAACCAUAAAAGCACUACCUAUUGUACAGUAUUCUCUUUUUCAUUCUUCAAUUUUUACUUCUGUCACUGCAAUAAAUUGCUUCUCAAGCCUA